AUGGAAGAACAAGUAAACAGACUAGUCGAGAAGACCUGGGUUUGGGUGCUGAUAUUAUGCCAAGGCAAAACAAGCCUCGCAACAACAGUUACCUCACGUCUCAAUGCCCUCCAUGGCAAGGACACCCCCAUAGCAGUCUACAUCCCCAUGGACGGCUACCACUACUCCCGCGCCCACCUUUCCUCUAUGCCCGAUCCAGAAAAUGCACAUGCGCGUCGUGGAGCAGCGUUCACCUUUGAUGGGCCCGCUUUUCUUACUCUGGCCAAAAAUAUCCGUCAGCCGCUUUUUUCAUCCUCCAAAACGUUAUAUGCGCCGUCUUUUGACCAUGCAAAGAAAGAUCCCGUUGAGAAUGAGAUUGAGAUCGCGCCGUCGAGCAGAAUUGUCGUGUUUGAGGGGAACUAUCUGAGCCUAGGAAAAGGAGAAUGGAAGGAGGCCGCGCGGGUGAUGGAUGAGUUGGUGUGUAUUGUUUCAUGA
This is a messenger RNA of Lachnellula hyalina, 474 nucleotides long. RefSeq names its product putative uridine kinase. Bases 1 to 474 code for a protein of 157 amino acids. The transcript has 3 exons. NCBI's taxonomy places the organism in Eukaryota, Fungi, Ascomycota, Leotiomycetes, Helotiales, Lachnaceae. Gene Ontology annotation, cellular component: cytoplasm. The record is from RefSeq and is a predicted model, not a curated record.